GUCAUCGCCACCAUCCCCACCAGCCAGCUCAAGUGCCUGAAGGAAGCAGGGCACGGGCCCGGGAAGGAUGAGAUGACUGACGAGGAGCUGGCCGAGGGGGAGGAAGAGAUUGACCACGCCGAGCGGGAGCUCCGCAGAGGCCAGAUCCUCUGGUUCCGGGGCCUCAAUCGGAUUCAGACGCAGAUGGAGGUAGUGAGUACCUUCAAGAGAAGCGGUUCAUUUCAGGGUGCUGUGCGCCGGCGGUCUUCGGUCCUCAGCCAGCUCCAUGACGUAACCAAUCUUUCUACCCCUACUCACGUAAUUCUCUCUGCCGCCAAUCCCACCGGUGCCGCUGGGAGUGAGUCUUGAGUCCCCUUUUCUCUCAUAAAUGGCAUCUCUCGGGGACAAAAAGCCUCCCCGCCUCUUCCUUCUCUUUUUUCCAGUCUUGCAUCCUCUGCUCACCGUGGCUUUUCCGUUCUUCCCUUACUGCCCUGUCCAGUCCUUCCCGCCCAGACGGUGUGUCUCUCCAGAGCCAUAUUCUCUUACGAAAUGUAUCGAAUCCAUGGCACUGCUGGACCUUC
Molecule: messenger RNA, 560 nt
Organism: Leptonychotes weddellii (Weddell seal)
Lineage: Eukaryota; Metazoa; Chordata; Mammalia; Carnivora; Phocidae
Source: RefSeq, a predicted model, not a curated record